UGCAGCAGCCAUUUGUGUUUGCCUUGAUUUGGUGUUGCUUGAGUGUUGUAUUUAAAAUUCGUUAUAAUGCUGAAUAAGUUUUGUGCUUCAGAUAUUAUGCGUGAAACCAUGGCUUCGUCUACACUUUCAAUGAAGUCUAGUGAAUCCCAAAGGGUGUCUUGAGCACUACCUUAGUUAAAUAAUUUAGAUAAUAUUUUUUCUGAUAUUAUUCUUCUCUUUAUUUUUUCUUUCAUGUUUUUUAAUGUUGUCACACAGUAUUGCCAACUAAAACAAUCUUAUCAUUUCUGCUCAAGAUAAGAACCACUGAGUUUUUAGUGUAUAAUCAAGACAGUUGUCUUUUUGUUCUUAAAUUAAAAGUUACUUUACUAAAGAGUUUUUAUAUAAUUUGUCAUUAAAAAUAAAACCAUGGCUUCAAGUGACCCUGAAAUUAAGGAUGGAUUUACCCUGCCAACUUGGAUGAAAACCAAACCAGUGAAGGAGUAUGAACCUUUUGCCAGCUCGCCGCCUGCUCCCGAAGAUUCAUUUUUCUACAUAAGAUACCCAAAACCCGAGGUAUUGUUUGGGAAACCGAAAUUUGACGCCGCGGGACCGAAAGUGUUCGCCGAGCCGUCAAACGAAGUCAAAGCCCCAUCAGCGUACAACGUAGUCAAGGAGAAGGACUGGUCGAAACAUACAAAACCGUGUCAAGACGUACUCCACGGCAUUGCACCAAUCAACACAGCUGUGAAGUCAGCUUCAUCUAAGCCGAAACCAGCUGGGACCGACGACGGAUUUAAAGGCGAAGGCGCGGCUUGCGGCACUUCUAUUGUCAAGGUGGCACAUCAGAUAAUCUCAUCGAAGUCAUCCCGUGGCUUUACGGUAGCCUCUCCCGAAGAGGAACACGCGGUUGCGCCGGAGAUGCAUCAGUACAACCUGAUGCACCGACGCGGCAGCAAGAGCCUGCCCGCCACGCCCGCGCACUCGCCACCCUCCAGCCCCACUUCACGCAGGAAAAUGAACGGCAAUCGGUUUUUCACAUCGCCAUACGAGCCGGUAGAUGAUCCUAACACGCCUAGAUCCUGGUUGUCUAUGGCUCUUCUCGGUUUGAAGAAGGAGCUCGCUACAUCUACUUCCACUUUAGCUGAAGAAGAGAAUCAUGAAACUUUGGCAAUUUCGCGAGGUAGUCUUGUCGAAUCAGUGGAAAACCUCGGUCCUUCGCCCAAGAGCAAAAUCUUACACAACUUGUCUCAAGAACCGUCCGCUCAGCAAGCCAAGCCAGUCAAACCACAGACCUUCAGACCGAAACCGUCAGAACUCCGCGAAAUGAACUUUUGGUCCCCUACGUCCAUGUGAUCCCCUGUGACCACACAGCAGUUACGCUUUAGGUUACUAUGACUACAAUAAUUGCGUAACUAAGGAGUACAUAACACACGUUUCUUUAUACGUGUCGGACGCAACGUACGCGCCCCGUUGGACAAGAUGUGUUUCACACUAUCUGAUACAUAGCCGUAUGAUUUUGUGUCUUAUUCUCGACGCUACAGGGUUUAUUCUUAAGCGACGAGGUUCACUGACAGUUGCUCUGAAGAUAUAAGAGCGAAGCCGUAAUGGGAAUUUGGUUAUUUCUAUAUUAACUUGUAUUUAGUUAAACGCAACAUCUUAAUCCUUUCCAUUUUUAUAUUCCAUUAUUGGUAGGCGUAUUGUGCGUAGGUCAUUUAAUGUUAGGUUGGUUGUAAUGUAGAAACACUUCAUACGAUAAGAUUUAAAGAUUUCUGUCCUAGUACCGGUGUAUUGUUCUUGAUUAUUUUUACGUAAAAAUAAUUUUGUAGCAUUCGAUAAUUUUUGUUAAUUACGUAAUAUUGCUUAUACUUUUUUAAUUAUACAAUAAUAACAUUUUGUGACUUAUACAAUAGUAAUCGUCUAUUAUUUGUUUAACUUCAGUUGGUUUGAAUGUAUGAGAGACUAUGACACGUUCCGUUGUGGAUAAUGUGAUAUUAUUUAUUUUAAAGCGCGUUCUUUUUAGUUUCAGAAUUGUAAACGCGUAUACUUUUUAAGUAUUAAUAAUUAAGACUUAUAAUUUUUUUUGGGUAAAUGAAAACAUUGAAAAAGAAGACAAUUCGUUUUAAAGCAUAAUAUGAUAUUAAUGAGCAGAAGUAAUAAGAUUGUAUUUAGUAUUAAGUAAUUCUUAAAUCUUGAUAUAAUAUAGUUCUAAGCACAAAAUAUACCACAAAAAUAAUAUUUAACUAAUAAAUAUUGUUGAUAUGAACUCA
This is a messenger RNA of Trichoplusia ni (cabbage looper), 2246 nucleotides long. RefSeq lists its product as uncharacterized. The transcript is spliced from 7 exons. Lineage: Eukaryota; Metazoa; Arthropoda; Insecta; Lepidoptera; Noctuidae. The record is from RefSeq and is a predicted model, not a curated record. The coding region runs from base 406 to 1332 and encodes 308 amino acids.